AUGCAUGCGUCGGAAAGCCGCGCGCCGCCGCUGCGCGCGCCCACCGUCGCGUCACAAACGGAGAGGUCGCUCACCCCGGCAUCUCCCACCAUCCACCCAUCAUGGCGCCAGGUGUCGUUUGAGGAGCAGGCCACCGUGCUGCGGGAGAACCUGGCAGAGGUUCUGGAGAAAGAGGAGGAGUGGAGCCAGGCGGCGCAGACGCUCGCCGGCAUCGACCUCGAUUCAGGUGUCCGCAACGUGGACCCUGCGUACAAGCUGCGCCAGAACGUGCGCAUCGCCAUGCUGUACCUGGAGGAUGACGACCCCAUCAGCGCUGAGCAGUUCAUCAAGAAGGCCAGCAGCCUGAUGGGUGCGGCCAAGGACGAGCUUCCUGGAAGCUGCCAGCCGUUACUACGAGCUGUCGUCCUCGAGAGGAUCCUGCGCAGGGACGAGGUGGAGCUGUUUGGCGGCACCCUGAAGCCCCACCAGCGCGCGCUGCUGCCGGACAGCACCACCGUGCUGGACUGCGCGGUGAUGCAGCACAACCUGCUGGCGGCCAGCAAGCUGUACAACAACAUCUACGUGGAGGAGCUUGGUGCGCUGCUGGGCGUGACACCUGAGAGGGCGGAGCAGGUGGCGGCGGACAUGAUGCAGGAGGGCCGCUUGCAGGGCUCCAUAGAUCAGGUGGCGUCCCUGAUCCACUUUGCGGACCGCGAGGAGCCGCUGGUGCCGUGGGACGCGCGCAUCAAGGCGCUCUGCUGCCGCGUGAACGACAUAGUGGACGCAUUCACAGAGCACCCAGAGGCGUCGGCGAACGCGCGGGCUGGCGGCGGCGGGGGCGUGGGGGGCUGA
This is a messenger RNA of Monoraphidium neglectum, 831 nucleotides long. Its product is annotated as COP9 signalosome complex subunit 4. The transcript is spliced from 7 exons. NCBI's taxonomy places the organism in Eukaryota, Viridiplantae, Chlorophyta, Chlorophyceae, Sphaeropleales, Selenastraceae. The coding region runs from base 1 to 831 and encodes 276 amino acids. The record is from RefSeq and is a predicted model, not a curated record. Gene Ontology annotation, cellular component: cytosol; COP9 signalosome.